AUGCUUUCUAGCCGUUUAAUAUCUAGAGCUGCCGUUCGCCCAGCUGCCUUUAAGCAGUCUACUGCCAUCGCCCCCAUCGCUCUCUACCGCUUCAGCCGUGGUCUUGCCACCGCCUCUGAAGACAAAGAUCUUGUCAUCAUCGGAGGUGGUGUUGCUGGCUAUGUCGCCGCUAUCAAGGCUGGCCAGGAGGGUCUGAAGGUUACCUGCAUCGAAAAGCGUGGCACUCUAGGCGGUACUUGCCUCAACGUCGGCUGCAUUCCUUCAAAAUCCCUCCUCAACAACUCGCAUCUCUACCACCAGAUCCUUCACGACACCAGACACCGAGGUAUUGAGGUCAGCGAUGUCAAACUGAACCUGGCCAACUUCAUGAAGGCCAAGGACACUGCUGUGAAUGGCCUUACGAAGGGCGUCGAGUUCCUCCUGAAGAAGAACGGUGUCGAAUACAUCAAGGGCGAGGGCACCUUUGUCAACGAAAACGAAAUCAAGGUCGCCCUGAACGACGGUGGCGAGGCCACUGUUCGCGGAAAGAACAUUCUCAUUGCCACCGGUUCCGAGGCUACUCCCUUCCCUGGCCUCGAGAUUGACGAGAAGCGCGUUGUCACCAGCACUGGUGCCCUGUCCCUCGAGAAGAUCCCCGAAACCCUAGUCGUUGUUGGUGGUGGUAUCAUUGGCUUGGAGAUGGCUUCCGUCUGGUCCCGUCUUGGCUCCAAAGUUACUGUUGUCGAGUUCCUUGGCCAGAUCGGUGGCCCUGGGAUGGACAACGAGAUUGCCAAGUCCACUCUGAAGCUCCUGAAGAAGCAGGGCAUCGAGUUUAAGCUUAAUACCAAGGUAAUCAGCGGCGACACGUCUAGUGAGAAGGUUAAGCUGGAGGUUGACUCUGCCAAGGGUGGUAAGCCUGAAUCCCUGGACGCUGAAGUUGUUCUGGUUGCCAUUGGUCGCCGCCCAUAUACCGCUAACCUUGGCCUCGAGAACAUUGCCAUGGAGCUUGACGAGCGCGGCCGUGUCAUCAUCGACUCGGAGUACCGCACCAAGAUCCCCCACAUCCGUUGCGUCGGUGAUGCCACCUUUGGUCCCAUGCUAGCUCACAAGGCCGAGGAGGAGGCUGUCGCUGUCGUCGAAUACAUCAAGAAGGGUUACGGCCAUGUCAACUACGGCGCCAUUCCCUCUGUCAUGUACACUCACCCCGAAGUCGCCUGGGUUGGCCAGACCGAGCAGGACCUCAAAGCCCAGAGUAUUCCCUACCGCGUCGGUACAUUCCCUUUUAGCGCCAACUCUCGUGCCAAAACCAACUUGGACACCGAUGGUAUCGUCAAGAUGAUUGCCGAUCCCGAGACUGAUCGUCUUCUUGGGGUUCACAUUAUUGGCCCUAAUGCCGGUGAGAUGAUUGCGGAGGGUACCCUUGCUCUCGAGUACGGCGCCUCGACAGAAGACAUUGCUCGCACUUGCCAUGCUCACCCUACUCUGGCGGAAGCUUUCAAGGAGGCUGCCAUGGCCACUCAUGCCAAGGCUAUCCACUUCUAA
This is a messenger RNA of Cordyceps militaris CM01, 1521 nucleotides long. RefSeq names its product dihydrolipoyl dehydrogenase. Bases 1 to 1521 code for a protein of 506 amino acids. Gene Ontology annotation, cellular component: mitochondrion; oxoglutarate dehydrogenase complex. Lineage: Eukaryota; Fungi; Ascomycota; Sordariomycetes; Hypocreales; Cordycipitaceae. The record is from RefSeq and is a predicted model, not a curated record. The transcript has 5 exons. Gene Ontology annotation, molecular function: flavin adenine dinucleotide binding; dihydrolipoyl dehydrogenase (NADH) activity.